CAUGGGCUGCGGCUAAGAUUUCCUAAUUCUUUUAUAAUUAUUUUUGCUUGUGUUAUUUCAAUAAUAUUAUUUAAAAUGGCAUGUAAAAUUCACAGAGUGCGCUAUUAUAAUCCUAAGCCAGAAUCAAUUCACUGUGUGGCGUUUAAUAAAACUAGCAAACUUCUUGCGCUAGCCAGAGGCAAUGCUACUAUUGAAAUUUGGGACAUGAACUAUGCACCCUUUCUGCUUAAAUUCAUACCGGGCACUGAAAACACGUCGGUUGAAGGUUUAGGUUGGGUUCACGACCGACUGCUAUCAACGGGUUUGAGCGGAGCCUUGAUCGAAUGGGAUCUGGACACCCUCGCUAUAAAAACGAAUGUUGUGCUCACUGGCUAUGCGGCGUGGUGUCUCGACGUUAAUUCUGACAAUACCCUAGUAGCUGUGGGCACAGAACAAGGUUAUCUAAAUCUCUAUUCCGUCGAAAACGAUGAAAUAGUUUACAAAAAAAUAUUUGACAAGCAAGAAGGUCGGAUAAUGUGCUGUAAAUUUAACAAGAAUGGCAAUGUUCUAGCAACAGGUUCAAUAGAUACCAUAAGAGUGUGGAAUGUGGAAACUGGACAUGCCACUUGCAGGAUGUCUGUGAGCAGAAAGGGUAGGGAGAACAUAGUGUGGACCCUGGCCAUGCUGGCAGACAAUGUCCUUGUGUCAGGAGACAGUUUUGGUAGACUCACAUUCUGGGAUGGUCAAUUAGGGGAACAGAUUGAGUCAUAUACAACACACAGAGCUGACAUAUUGUCUUUAGUUGUCUCAGAAGAUGAAAACAGUUUGUACUGCAGUGGAGUUGAUCCUGUCAUUGUAAACUUUAUCAAGGUUAACAAUAGCAGUGGUAAACAGUCAACAGCUCAGUGGGUGAAAAACAUACAGAGGAAUAUACAUGAACAUGAUGUUAGGUCAUUAAUAUUGAAUGGCAACAAACUGAUAUCUCUAGGGUCAGAUGGAUACCUCACACAGUCCAGCUACCCACCCAAGUGGGUGAUGAGACUUCCGCCCAUGAUCCCAGGCCCCAGGACCUUUGUUGCUGCUGAGAAUAAGCUAUUACUGUUAAGAUACAGUAACCAUAUUGAAGUAUGGAAGCUGGGUUCAUAUGCUACAGACAAGAGUGGCGAAGCUAAAAUUGCAAAAACACACACAAAACACCUCUCUAAAAGUAAAGAAGACAGUAACAAUCUAGAAGAAGACUGUCAGACUAUGUUUAAUGGUGACAAACAGUCAAACAAACAAAACUUGACUAUCACAGAGAAUCCAAUAAAAUUGGUUUCAAUACAGAGUAAGAAGAAGAAGCAAAUAUUGUGUUGCGCCAUGUCCCCGAGUGGAGAGAUGGUAGUUUACUCCACUGAUAGCGACAUGAGGAUACUAAAAUUAGACUGCGACGAUGAGCAGAAUAUCUCAGUAUCGAAGGUGCUAGUGAGCGGUAUAUCGCGGUGCGACCGAGCAGUGUUCGCGGCGGACUCGCGCGCGCUCGCGGCGCACUGGGCGGGGCAAGUGUGUAUACUGCACGUAGACCCCACCGCCGCCGCAGCAGUCGUUCAGAGUAUAGAUACGGAGAAACAUUUGAAAUCCAACUCGUUAAUCCAUCUCACUCUAUCUGAGAGGACUAAUUCUGGUGCGAUAUACCUGGCGGCCGCGGGCAUGAAGGGUGACGUAGCGGUGUGGAUACAAAGACCGGACUCCAAGAAGUUUGAAUACCACGCCACCCUACCCAAGUACAGAUGUGUACCGUCCGCCAUGAUGGUCCAUCCUGAUAAGGAGACGUUGGUUGCAGUACAUGUGGAUCAGAAGAUAAUCGAGUACGAUCUGUUCAACAAAGUGGUGACGAAAUGGCCGGGCGGUUCUCUGCCGGCGGCGUGGACGUCGCGCGCCGUCGCCGCCAGCUCGCUGGCGCCGCACCCGCAACGAGACGCCAUACUCGUCACUGAUGACACUUCGCUGUGGGUGCUAGAUAGGACGGCUAAGAACGAUUACGACCGUGACGGUCCAGAGGAAAAGAAAAAGAGACAGAAAGGUUCAGCCGGUAACAUGGGACUAAACAUCGUGCCAGUGAAGUACCUGGCGGGUUUCCACUGGUUGGGCGAGGACGAAGCGGUCAUAGUGGAGGUGUUGCCAGAACACAUCGUGUCCCAGCUACCCCCUGUAUUAGCCAUUAAGAAACACAAUAGAGAUAAAUUAUAGAUUACAAUUAAAUAAUA
Aricia agestis (brown argus) is the source of this 2225-nucleotide messenger RNA. RefSeq names its product U3 small nucleolar RNA-associated protein 4 homolog (gene l(3)72Dn). NCBI's taxonomy places the organism in Eukaryota, Metazoa, Arthropoda, Insecta, Lepidoptera, Lycaenidae. Gene Ontology annotation, molecular function: protein binding; RNA binding. Gene Ontology annotation, cellular component: t-UTP complex; 90S preribosome; small-subunit processome. The transcript has 11 exons. Bases 76 to 2208 code for a protein of 710 amino acids. The record is from RefSeq and is a predicted model, not a curated record. Gene Ontology annotation, biological process: maturation of SSU-rRNA from tricistronic rRNA transcript (SSU-rRNA, 5.8S rRNA, LSU-rRNA).